Phlebotomus papatasi is the source of this 4287-nucleotide messenger RNA. RefSeq names its product tyrosine-protein phosphatase non-receptor type 21 (gene Pez). The transcript has 8 exons. Bases 390 to 4088 code for a protein of 1232 amino acids. Gene Ontology annotation, cellular component: cytoskeleton. Gene Ontology annotation, biological process: protein dephosphorylation. The record is from RefSeq and is a predicted model, not a curated record. Gene Ontology annotation, molecular function: protein tyrosine phosphatase activity. Lineage: Eukaryota; Metazoa; Arthropoda; Insecta; Diptera; Psychodidae.
UGGCAGUGCUAAAAGUGUCAGAGGUGUCAGAGCGUAGAUAAAAAAUUUAGUGUGUGUAGUGCAACUCUGAAUUUCACAAAAAUUGCACAAAAAUCAGAGAUAUCCGCUGAAAAUUGCGUUAAAAUAGGGAUUAAAGUGUAGUUUAAGGAAAAUGCAGACAUAAUUCUGUUGUGUUCAUAGGCAUAUAUGCGAGAUUUAUCUUUUGCACCGUGGUUGUUUGGAGGUGGUUGUUUAUGCAUUGUGUUCUGCCUGUGGAUUUCCUUUGACGCGGAAAAAAGUGCCCAGUCCACAGUGUAGCAUUAAAAAUUGUGUCUUUCUAAUCAUAAUAAGUAAGCUGAGCAGUUGAUUUUCCAUCCGUGAAUGUGGUAAAAGUGCUUGGAGGCCCAAAAAUGCCAUUUAAAUUGAAACUGAAGAAGCGAUCUCGCCAGUACAACGUCACAUCAAAAAAUCUAUUUGUUAUUUCCGUGGAGCACUUGUUAGAUUCUUCCGCUUGUGUUGAUUGCACCCUAGACUCAGAAAGUACGGGAAAGGAAUGCCUGGCGAAUGUCUGUCAGCGAUUAUCCAUAAAUCAGCCAGAAUUUUUUGGGCUGAGAUAUAUCAUGAAAGAGAAUACCACAGAAUCUCGGUGGAUUGACCUGGAGCGUCCGUUGAAUCGUCAACUGGAGAAGUAUGCGGCAUCACAGAGACUUUCUCUGCGUGUCAUGUACUAUGUGGAGUGUGGGGUAUCUCUGAUACGUGAUGAAGUGACACGGUAUUACUAUUUUCUCCAAGUCAAGAGUGAUGUGGUUGAGGGACGGAUUCACUGUGAUCCACAGCAGGCAGUUAUACUGGCCAUCUAUGCACGUCAGGCUGAAUCGGAUAUUCUGCAGAAGGAUAAGCAUACAAUUGACUACCUCAAGACAAUGUUGCCAUUUCCCAAGAGGUUAAUUGAGGAGGGAUUGUCGGAGAAAUUGACUGAAGAGGUUCUGCAGCAAAAUUGUGAACUCAAUAAUUUGACCCAGUCAGCUGCUGAAGAACUCUAUAUAUUGACAUGUCAGCAGUUGGAAGGAUAUGGUCAGGAGAGAUUUCCCGCCAAAGAUGAUUCGGGGCAUGAGGUAUUUCUGGUACUGUAUGUCUGGGGCAUAGCGGUGAGUGGGGCUAAUCAGACGAAAGUCUAUCGAUGGCGAGAUAUCACAAAUGUGGUGAAUCUCAAGAGGAAUUUCAAUAUUGAGUGUACAGUACCGGAGAAUAGUGUGGGCUUUACAAUGCCCGAUGGUGAGAUGGGUCGGUAUUUUUGGCGCCUAUGUGUCCUCCAGCAUCUCUUCUAUGCGUCCAAUGAGAAGAAUAUGGUGGCGGGGGGUAGUCAGAGUGGCGGUGCAGUGAGCAACAUGAAUUUGUUUCAGUCAUCGCGAAGUGAGAGUGUGAUGGACAGUCGGGAGAAUUUGCUAAUUGAGCAGGCGGCCAACAAUUGGCGUGCAUCGGAUCAACAGUUGAGUGGCAAUAAGUGGCAAUCGGCAGAUUUUGUGGUUAACAAUGUUCCAUUGACAACAUCGCAGCAGACAAUUGAUUCCAGCUGGGCAACUUCGACGCAGAUGCCAUCGACACAGAAUAGCAAUUGGGGCUUGGCUCCUUUUGCUGGAUCCAAUGCUUCCCUCAGCAAUCGGGCUCAGAGUUCAUCGUGCCUGGAUCUCACGAAUAACAACACCAACGGACUCAGUGUGACGUCACAGGAGAGGCAGGAUGAAAAAUUGGCUGCUUACAGACAACUUUUGCCAACAUAUCGGCAAGCACCGGACUAUGAGACUGCUAUUCAACAAAAAUAUCGUCCUAGCUCUAGUGAGAUGCGUCUGAAUAAUAGCGUUAUUCAGGUGCCGUCAGGGUUGCUCUCGGAUGGUCAUAUAAAUGCCACUGGACCAAUUUACAGUGGCAGUCAGCCGGAUGUUCAUAGAGCAGCCCUGACGGCCGACAUGAUUUUUGGUGCUCAGUUGCAGCAGCAUUAUCCCGAUGUCACUCAGACCACAAAUCCAAUGUACAGUAGUGGGGGGGCUCACAUGGUGGAUUCCCCGGGGGUCUAUGGGAUGGACAGUAUGACUCAGAGAUUUCGAAUGAUGAAACUCAAUAAACCACCUCCGCCAUAUCCGGCAAAUAGAUUGAGUUCAACCUCAACUCCGGAUCUGGCUGUGGCAUCCCACCGAGCCCUUAUGGGCUACCGAGGUGCUUAUGUGUCUGGGUCGAGUCCUGAUCUUGUAUCAUCUCGGACAUUUUUGACCAAUCCCUACAAUCAGGCCACUUACUUGAAGUCCCAUGCUGCUGUCAUUAAUCCUGGGUACUAUCACAUGGCAAGUGGCGGUGGUACAGUUAGAUUGAGGCAUUCACAGAGUUAUCUGCCACAUGGAACUUAUGAGAAUUUGAACUAUUUGGAGGGUAAUGGAGCAGCAGCAGCAGCUAAGCCACCACCGCCAAUUCCAUCCAAUAAUAUUUACUACUGCCUGCAGCAGCAUGAAAUGGAACAAUUGCUGAAGCAACAAAAUGGCUCAAAUCAAAUAUUGCACAAUGCCCCAUCCAUUGGGCAUCAGAUGAAUGGGGGUGGUUCUGUGGAGCCGAUCUAUGAGAAUGUCCCAUUGCCGUGGCAGAAGGAAGCAACUCCGGUGCGUGAGAGAGCGUCUAGUGUGACGUCUGGAGUCAAACAAGGUGAAUAUCCGCCCACAAUUGAUUCAUUAGUCAUCAAAGACAAAAGUUUCGUGGAUGAAUCUCGCAAAAUGGAUCUGUCACCGCAUCUGCCGCUGAGUAAAACAACAUCAAAUCCCAUUUCAAGUGCCUCAGUGUACACAAAUAGUGCAGUUAAUCAGGUGAAAAAUAGUUCGUCAGAUCUGUCCAAUAGUCACUUCAGGAAGGAUUUACCGGGAAGUGGAAGUGGCAAAAGGGUGAUAGAAAAUACGGAUGAAUCAUCUCCGAAGACUUUUCUCAAUAGAUCACAUUCGACAAAUCUCCUGGAUUCAUCACAGAGUUCCAAUUAUACGGUGGCUACGACGGAUUCGGGAAUAAGUGCAGGGAGCAAGGAGAAGCGCAAGAAACGUUGGGGAAUACUCAGUCGAAGUAAAAAUUCCCUGGAUAAGCAGAAGAGUGCGACACUGGGAAGGGAAAAGAGUAAGAGCAAGAAUACGCUAUCGAAGGAUGAAGAGGACAAUAUAAAGCAUCGAUGGUCAACGGGAUUGCCCCGGCUUCAGCCACUUUCAGCCAAUAUUAGCAAGGAGAAAUUGUGCCAAAUUCUUGAAGACAAAUUGAAUGAUGAGGAGUUGUUUAUAGAAUUUGAGCGAAUUCCAAAACGAAAGGAUAAUGCAAAGUACGAGUGUGCUCUCCAUGAUGAGAAUAAAAUGAAGAAUUUGGAUCCAAAUUUUCUUCCACAUGACGACAAUAGAGUUCGUUUGGUGCCAUCGAUGAACAAUCGAAUGGGUUAUGUGAAUGCAUCUCAUGUUACAGCCACCGUGGGUUCAAAACAGCGCUUCUAUAUUGUGGCUCAAAGCCCAUUCAACACAGUGACAGCAGAUAUUUUUUGGAAGUGCGUGUGGGAAGCCGAUGUCUAUCUUUUGGUUCAACUUUCGGCAGAAAUUCAAUAUGUACCUACAUGUUCGGACAAAUGUCUUGAAUAUGGACAGUAUCAAGUUUGGCGAGAAUUCUCACAAGAAACAGAUCGAUGUAUUACCAGCAAAUUAAGAAUUUAUCAUACUCAGAGCAAAAGAUAUCGCUCAGUGUGGCACAUUUACUACUCAGAAUGGAAUGAACUCAAUACACCCAAAUCCGUAGGACACUUUUUAGACUUCCUGGAAGAGCUCAAUUCAGUGCGAAUGGCGUCUGUGAAUGAGAUUCCUCCUGGCCACAAUACAAAUCCACCUGUUUUAAUUCACUGCUCCGAAGGUGGAGGUCGGUCUGGAGUAACUUUAGCUGCUGAUUUGCUUCUGUUCACCCUCGAUCACAAUCAGGACCUCGAUAUACCACGAGUAGUGGGUCAAAUGAGGCAUCAGAGAGACAAUAUUGUGCCUUCACUUACUCAAUACAAGUUCAUUUACGCUGUACUCAUUCAUUAUUUGAAACGAACGCGACUCAUAUGAUCUUCCAAAGGAAUUUACGAGACUGGGGGCAUUCACGAAUUUAGCGUGUUCUUGGAGAUUUAUUUAUAUUUGUGAUAUUUGUGGAUGACUCCUGGCAGCUGAAAGGUGAGAUGAAUAUUAAUCCUCUCAAAAUCUGUUGUAAAUUGUGUGCCUUAAGAAUUAUAUUGAGAGACUGUUGUUCUCUUGAAAAUUUAACAAA